AUGAAAUUAUUUGAUAUUAUAAUAAAACAUAAAGCUUUUAGAUUAAAUAGGAAUAAAAAUAUAUAUAAGAAAAAUAUAAAUUAUUAUCAUUCAACAAAUUAUAGCUAUUUGAUAAAACUUUUAAAUGAAAAGAAUUAUAUUUUAAAUGAAGUAAAUUCCUUAUAUUCCUUACUUACUACAUUAUCACAAUAUAAAUAUGAAAAAUGUAAAAAUACAAACAAAAAUAAUUUAGAUUUAUUAGAUACUAAUGAGAAUAAUAUAUUAGAACAAUGGAAAAAAUAUAUUAAAAUUUACAUAAGCUGGUUUCCAGAAAUUAAUGAAGAUAAGUAUAAAUCAAAAUGUUUUUCUUUACCUAGUAAUAUAACUUUUCAUAUUGUUGUUCCUAAUAAUGAUAUAAAUUUAUAUAACUUUUUACAGAAGUAUGAUAAUUAUAAUUUUCAAAAAAUUUUAGAAAGAGUUCAUAAUAGCUCAAACACAAAUGUAAAUCCCUCAAAUUAUAAAAACGACGAAAAUAAUAUUUAUUCUAGUAUAAAAUAUACAAAUAAUGAAGAUAACCAAGGUGUGGACAAUUCUAAAACAGUUGAGACAGAAUUACAUGAGAAGGAAAAUUUAUAUGAGAAAAAUAAUACUAUAAAUAAAUUGUAUAAAAAUAAUGUAAAUGAAAAUACACCAAAAAAGAAAAAAGAAGAGGAUAUUCAAAAUUUUAUAGAAUACUCUAUAAAAAAAGAGACAAACCUAUAUAAAAUAGAAAAUGUAAGAAAACUUCAGAAUGAGAAUGUUAAUUUAAUUCAAUUUAAUAAUUCUAAUUGUAGUAAUCCUAAAGAUAUUGUUUUUUUUUUUACUUUUAAUUUAUAUGAUUUGAAAGAUAAUGAAGAAAUAAAAAAAAUAUUAAGCCAGUGCUUACAAGGAAAUCUUGUAAAAAAACAUGAUUCGUUCAACCCUUUUCUUUUUAUUGUUUACGAUUUUAAAACAUUAAUACACAUAUUGAACAAUAUUGAAUUAAAAUUAAUUAACAUUAACAGUGUGUUUGAUAUUUAUAUUAUAAGUUCGUUAUUGCAACUUGUUCAAAGAGGAGAAAAAUUGCAAAACGUUUUCAAUGUAUAUUUAAAUGAUCAUUUAAAUUAUGUAUAUCCUAAAAAUUCAACACAACCAAUAAAUUUUUCGUAUUUUUCAAUAUUCCCUCCUGAAUUUUCAGAUGUUGUUUCAGGAAAGUUUGGAAUUUUUGGAUGGGGAAAAUAUCAAAAAAAAAAAGAAAAAAGUAACAAGAAAAAGAAAAAUUUAAAAGAAACGGAUAAUGAAAAUGAGUUGGAUUAUAUAAAUAAUAUGAAAGAUAAAAAAGAUAAGGAUUCUAUCAUAAAAAAAAUUGAAAAAAAAAAUAGGUUAAGUAAAAUUAAGCAGGAUAACUUUAGAUUUAUUCCUGUGGAUAUAAAAAAUUUAAAUAAUAUUAAGAAAUUGGUAUUUGGAAAUAAAAGGGGUAUGCACGAAAUAACUGAAGAAGAUAUGAUAAGUUAUUGUAUUUCAAGAAAUUGUUGUUUGAUUGUUUUAUUUGACUUUUUAAUUAAAAAAUUUGAAGAAAAUUUAAACAUAUUAAAUAUUUAUAUAAAAUUGGAACAACCAUUAAUACUUUGCAUAAGUGAAAUCGAAAAAAGGGGGAUAUUUUUGAAUGAAAAAAAAAUAGAAGAAAUUCAAAAAAACUCCAUUGAUCCACUUAUGUAUAAAAAGGAGAUAGAAAAUUUAUGUAACUGUAGCAUAAAUUUAAAUUCUUCCAAACAGGUAUCUUCAUUAAUUUAUAGAAAUUUACUUGAUCUCACUUUAAAUAAUGAUGUUUCCGAUAAAAAAAUAGAGUAUGACCAAAAAAGUGAGUAUGAAAUAAAAAAAAUUCAAAAUAAUGAAAAUUUUUCAAAUAUAACUAACUAUGAAAGUAGUAUUUUUGAUUAUACCAAUAAUGAACCUAGCGAAAAUAGUAAUGAUAAAAGUAGUCAUAUGAAAAAAGAAGAAAAAUAUAAUAAUGAUAAUUUAAUGAGGAAUAUUAUAAACAGUAAUUAUUCCAAUCCUAUAACUGUUACUUCAUUAUCUUCUUCAUCUGCAUCUAACACAAUUGAAGAAAAUACAUCUUUUUAUUUUAAUAAUACUAUAAAUGAAAUGAAAAGAAAUAAAAACUUUCAAACAAAUAACAAAAUGUUAAAAAUUAUAGUUGAUGAAAUAGAAAAAAAUGAUUCAAUAAAAGGGGAGGAAAAAGAAAAAAUUAAAAAAAUAAUAAGUAAUAUAAAAUUAUAUAGGGAAUCAAAAAAGUUAUUUCAAAAUUAUAUAGAAAAUUUGCCUAAAUAUAUUCAAAAAAAUACGAAGAAAAUUCACUGCAAUUUUAAUCAAAUAGGUGCAUCAACAGGUAGAUUAUCAUGUGACCAACCUAAUUUGCAAAAUAUCCAUUCUAGAUUCCGAUGUGCUAUAUCGCUAAAAAAAGAUAAUGGAUUAAAUGAAAACGAAUCUUCAGAAAUAAAUAGUAAGAACUUAAUUACUUUUGAUUAUAGGCAAAUGGAAUUAUUUGUUAUGGCGUAUUUGAGUUUUGAUGUUAAUUUAUUGAAGUUAUUAACUUAUAAUGAUGUUUUUAUUGAAACUGCUAAACUCUUAUUUAACACAAAUGAGGUAACAAAUGAAUUAAGAAGGAUGACUAAAACUGUAAUUUAUGGCAUAUUAUAUGGGCAAACAGAAAGUGGACUAGCAAAAAGUUUAUUAAUUAGUGAUUCUCUUGCAAAUAAAUUAAUUCAGAAUUUUUUUAACUUUUUUCCUAAUGUUUAUAAAUUUAUGCAAAUGCAGAAAUAUUUAGUUAAGCAUAUGAACUGUGUUUAUACAUUAAUAGGAAGAAAAAGAAUAAUACUUCCUAAUAUAAAAAAUAGAUAUAGAAUUAGUAUGAAUACACCAAUUCAAGGAUGUGCAGCAGACAUUAUGAAAUUUUCACUAUUAUCUUGUUUUAAUAUUUUAAGUUAUGAUAUUUAUAGUAACCAAAGAUUAUUAAAAAUAAAUAAUAUUACACCCUUAUCAAAUGAUGACAAAAAAUUUUUGAAACCAACAAAAUUAAUAUUACAAGUUCAUGAUGAAUUAUUACUGGAAAGUGAGCAAGAAGCCACUAAUUAUAUAAUUCAUUUAUUAAAACCUGUUUUAGAAAAUGCUUUUUAUAAUUUAAUAUAUUAUACAAAUUCAAUAAAUAGACUAAUGCUAUUAUUUGAUUACAUGCAUGAUAAUAUUUCUAUCAAAACUUAUAUUGAAAAUUUGGAAAAAAUUAAUAAUAAAAAAUAUAAAAUUAAUCAGUAUGAACAAAAUAACCUAAAUUAUAAUUUAUCAAGCGAUUUUAAUCAAAUUUUGGAAAAUUAUAAUUUUAAACUACCUAUCAAGGUAGAAUUUGGUGGACAUUAUAAAGAAUUCUCUUAA
Molecule: messenger RNA, 3426 nt
Organism: Plasmodium relictum
Lineage: Eukaryota; Apicomplexa; Aconoidasida; Haemosporida; Plasmodiidae
Product: DNA polymerase 1, putative
Exons: 1
Coding region: 1-3426 (1141 amino acids)
Biological process (GO): DNA-templated DNA replication; double-strand break repair
Molecular function (GO): DNA binding; DNA-directed DNA polymerase activity
Source: RefSeq, a predicted model, not a curated record